AUGAAGCUUCUAACAGUCGCAUUUUCUCUCCUUCUACUCGGGCAUGUCCAUGCCACUCCUUUGGUGCUCGACAAAAGGACUUCCUGCCAGGUCGGCGGCAUCGAUAAGAUCGGUGCUGCAGACGCCGCCUGUAGCGCUUCAUGUCUUGCUCAACACGGCAACAUUCACGGCGGACACUGUAAUAAGGACAAGGUCUGCGUUUGCAAUUGA
Aspergillus caelatus is the source of this 210-nucleotide messenger RNA. RefSeq lists its product as uncharacterized. The record is from RefSeq and is a predicted model, not a curated record. NCBI's taxonomy places the organism in Eukaryota, Fungi, Ascomycota, Eurotiomycetes, Eurotiales, Aspergillaceae. Gene Ontology annotation, biological process: cellular response to oxidative stress. The transcript is spliced from 3 exons. The coding region runs from base 1 to 210 and encodes 69 amino acids.